Messenger RNA from Hibiscus syriacus, 1731 nucleotides. RefSeq lists its product as uncharacterized. The transcript has 8 exons. The record is from RefSeq and is a predicted model, not a curated record. Gene Ontology annotation, molecular function: DNA-binding transcription factor activity; DNA binding. Bases 361 to 1512 code for a protein of 383 amino acids. Lineage: Eukaryota; Viridiplantae; Streptophyta; Magnoliopsida; Malvales; Malvaceae.
UUUGCAUUAUAAAGAUAACAUGUGGAGUAUCAAAACGUCGUUGAUCUGUGCUUUUUGGUCGAGACCAUGAAGAUGAAGAUCUUAUAUAAUUUGAUGACAUAAGUCCCACGGUUCAAUGAUACCCAAAUACAUAUAUCCUCAGACCAAGUUGUAAAAACCUUGCCCUCAAGCUUCUUUCCUUCUUUCUCUCUCCCUCUCUCUCUGUAUUGCUUAACAAUUCUCUCAAGUUGAAGGGUUAUGUGACGAUCAACAACUUGGAAGAAAUAUUGGCUUCAGGAAUCCUCUACAUCAAUGAAAUUAUAGGUUGGAUUCAUUGUCUCUCUUGAUUAAGCUUCAGAUCAAUAUAAUAAACAGAAAGCAAUGACAGAAGACACGAAGGAGAUGCAUGAAGAGGAAAAGAGGGUUUACGGUGAUGUAUGUUCCCAGAAGUGGAUAACCUUCGAUUUAAAUGAAGAAGCUGUGAGCGAAGAGGAUGACGAUGAGAAUGUUGGCAAGGAAAGUGAAGUUAGUGUUGAAGAGGAUGACGAUGAGAAUGUUGGCAAGGAAAGUGAAGUUAGUGUUGAAGAGGAUGAGAUUGAGAAGAGAAGUGAUGGGAGUUGCAGCAAUAACAAUGGAGGCAUUAAUGAUAGAAGAAGAGUGAGGCAAUACGUUAGGUCAAAGCUGCCUCGGCUUCGCUGGACUCCUGAUCUGCAUCUCUCCUUUGUGCAUGCUGUUGAAAGGCUCGGUGGACAAGACAAAGCAACUCCGAAGUUAGUUCUUCAAUUGAUGAAUGUGAAGGGACUUAGCAUUGCCCAUGUAAAAAGUCAUCUGCAGAUGUAUAGAAGUAAGAAGCUUGAUGAGACUGGACAAGUUUUAAGCAAAAGUAAUCGAUCAAUAAAAGGAAGGGAAGAAUUUCGGAGCAUAUUGUUGCAGCAAGCCGCCGUCGUUGGCUCCAGUCUUCAUCAACAUUUCAGAAUGGAAAAUGGUGGAAUUGUCUUAGCCGCUGAGUCUCUUGAAAAUAACAUCACACCAACUCCUCUUUACCAACGGCCACUAGAUUUCAAACCCAGUAGGCACCACUUACCAAUAAAUUCCUUGAUAAGCAAAGGUGGUGGAGAAGAAAAUGGUUUCCCAAAGCCUGCCUUGAGCAAUGAAGGGCUUAUGCGAAUGGGACCCAUGAGACCAGGCCGUGUUCUUGGAGAGAAGAGGUGGCAUCCUUUCCAUAUGAUCUGUAAUAGAUUGGAAAUUAAUGGAAAUAUGAGCAAGGACACAUAUGAAGGCAACCUAGGAGACAACAACAUUGUUGGGCAAUUCCUUUCCAACAAGCUUGAUUUCUUGAGCAAAGUCGGUGGUUAUAAAUCCAAGUUUGACGCCUCACUUUUGAUGGAGAUGAAUCAAGAUAAAGUGAUGAAAGAUAGGGAAUGGUUACCUGAUCUACAGUUAAGAUUAAGCCAAAGGAUUGGAAUUAAUGAUGAAAAGAAAACCCAUUGUAAAUGCAUGCAUGAAAUCAACACCCAACUUUCACUUUCUUAAGUUUGACGUAAGAUAUAGGAGAAUUUGUCCAAAGAAGAUAUCUUGAUCUACAUACAUAAUCAGUAUGUUAUGAUAAGAUCGAGGGAGUGUUUAAUUAAGGGUCUAACCAAGCAAAAACCACCCACAGGAAAUCGAGAUAUUCCCAACUACUUUUGUCCUUGACUUGUGUGUGUUUUGGAUUUAUAGAAAGUGUAAUUGUUUUUCAUUUGAAUUCUUUGU